Erpetoichthys calabaricus (reedfish) is the source of this 1928-nucleotide messenger RNA. RefSeq names its product E3 ubiquitin-protein ligase NEURL3. NCBI's taxonomy places the organism in Eukaryota, Metazoa, Chordata, Cladistia, Polypteriformes, Polypteridae. Gene Ontology annotation, molecular function: ubiquitin protein ligase activity. The transcript has 4 exons. The record is from RefSeq and is a predicted model, not a curated record. Bases 87 to 962 code for a protein of 291 amino acids.
CUCCAGCGUUUAUAGUUGAAAUAAAUGCGGGUCUGCAGCACAACAGAAACAGAUUUCUUCUCCGUGGUCACAGAUUCGGAUCCGAUAUGGGGCACCUGACGAGCGUGAUGAAAUGCGACACCUGCCAAAGUCAUGUUCCUGAAACAAGACGAACCCACUCCUGCACCAAAUGUUGUCUGGGCCCUCUGUCAUUUCACCCCUCAACUAAGGGGCUCCACAUCAUUAUGAGUAAGAGUCAUCGUAUGGCUGAGCGUCAAGUCAGCUUUCAUAAUGGCAUCAUUUUCACCAACCGAGCCAUUUCUGUGAGGGAGCAGGUGCAGCUCCGAAUCGAGCGCACUGAGAACAUGUGGCAUGGUGCUCUGCGUUUGGGCUUCACCAGUUUUUGCCCUUCACACUUAAGCCAAUGUACUUUACCUCCAUAUGCCUGCCCUGACCUUGACAGACAGUUGGGUUUCUGGGUAGCUCCCUUGCCAGAGGAGUGUGCCCGCCAAGGGGAUAUGAUUUCCUUUUGGGUGAGCAGAAGAGGAAGGAUCCACUACAGGGUAAACGAUGGCAGAGACUACCUGCUGUUAGAAGAUGUGGAUGUGUCCAAGCCUCUUUGGGGUCUCAUUGAUGUAUAUGGGCAGACAGUGGCAAUCGAGAUGCUAGGCUCAGUAAAGAAAGGUUGUUUUCUAACUUAUAAAGUGUCAUGCCCUCCAGAGGCACUUCCUGACAUGGAACCACAGAAACCCAUCCCUGACAUUAAUCCAAGACCUCCAGAUUCAACAGAUCAAGACGAUGAAGACUGCAUAGUGUGCUUCUCAAUGGCUGCUGACACUGUUCUCACAUGUGGCCACCAAUGCAUGUGCACCUCAUGUGCUCUCAUCAUCAAGGAAAGGUUUGGUGUGUGUCCGCUGUGUCGUCAGGUCAUUUUGACAAUCUCCCAAAGAUGCCCAUCUUCCUCAAAGUCAUUUGUGGUUUGAGAUGUACACCAUGUCUGCGAGUCAGCAACUCCUUACCUGAAUGUUGGGAUUCUCCAGAAGAUAAUCUGCAUGCCUUUGAAGGAUGGUUAGAAACCUGUCAAGGAGUCACGUUUGGGAGAAUAAGAUGAGUAUUCCUGAAUUCUUCAGUAGAAGAAAAAAGGCAAGGAAAGGAAGUUACAAGGCAAAGAGUCUGUUCUUUGAUUGUGAACUAAAUCUAAGUUUUGAUUUCACUGGACUCAUGUUGAGCUAUUUGAAAACAGAGACAGACACAAGAACUGGAAAUCAUUCAUUUAGUGAUAAUAGACUCUCAUGGGAAUUACUAAGAAGAUAACCCAUAAAUGUGAAGUUGGUAGAGCCAUUGUAGCCAGUCUGUAUCAGUGAGUUAUGGUGGAGCAAUGAGAAGGUUUCAAUGUUUCCUCAGCCACUCGCUCUUCUCCAGGGUUUUACACCUUUUAACAUUUCCAAGUGUGUCGUUGGUAAUGUGAGGAUGAGCAGAUGUCAAGAAACCAGGCUAGAAAUUUUAAAUCACCUCUGCUCUUCUUCCGUUGCACACUUUAAUAAUGGCAGUAAGUUUUAAAUCUUGUAUGACAUCAUAAUAACAUGGAAAAAUUUCUAGUCCUGGCGUGAAAGGCAAGAAUGGACUAUUGGGAGUCAAUCAGCUCAAAGUUUUAUUAGGCUGGAGAGUUUGGGGAAAAUUUGCAUUCACCUGUUGUGACAUUCCAACAUACUUGACACCAGUCAUCAGUGUCUCAUAAUGACAUUAUUGGAAUAAAUAUUUGACAUAACAUUUCAAGUCAAAGAAAAAUAACAUUUCAAUAAUUAUUUAAGUCUCUGAUGCCAAUCUUUCUGAUCAUAAAAUAGGUCAUUACAAUAGCAACUGACGAGAAGAAUUCAUAAUUUUCUCUUGCACAAUUUGGGUCAAAAACUAAUCAGCACAUCAUCAUCUCAUAGCAGGCUUAAGUUUUG